CAACAGGCCGCCCCUGCCUCCUGCUUCCGCUCGCAUUGUAGGGUGGUCGAGAGGAAGGUUACCGAAGAGCCAAAAUGGGAGUAGAAAUUGAGACCAUAACUCCGGGCGACGGACAGACAUUCCCGAAGAAGGGGCAGCGCGUCGUGGUGCACUAUGUCGGCACACUGGCAGAUGGGAAAGUGUUUGACUCUUCGAGGUCCCGGGGGAAGCCGUUCAAAUUCAAGAUUGGACACCAGGAGGUUAUUCGUGGUUGGGAAGAAGGAGUAGCCCAGAUGAGUGUAGGUCAGCGGGCGAAGCUGAUCUGCUCUCCAGACUUCGCCUAUGGCAGCAAAGGGCACCCGGGGAUCAUCCCACCAAACGCCACUCUCACCUUCGAUGUGGAGCUCAUCAGUCUGGAAGCCUGAAACUUGUGCACUCACUUUGCUUAAUUCCACUCAAAUUAUCAGGGUUGACUCCUAUCUUGGGAACAUGGAGGAAAAAUAUUAACAGAUGAUUCCUGCUCUUGAUCCCUGCAUAGGACCUAUGUCUAUAGCUUCACUAGUUCACUCUCCUUUCCAUUUAGAUACAAAUUGUGUUUCGUCACUUGCUUUAAAAACUUUAUCCUUCAUACUAUAUUUUAGAUUCCAUACAGUAAUAAGUGAUAGGCCAUCCCAUCCCAUGUAUUUUGUCAUAUUCUGCUAUGUAUUUUUAUGGUGAUUUUUUUUUUUUUUUAUUUGACUUAAAAUUUACAAAAAUGUGUCUGCCAUCAGGACCAGGUUUUAGAGUGUCAUGAAUAUUUAAUCAGUCUCAUUCUUGUGGCUCUGUGGCCUUUACACUAAAAUUGUAUUGCGGGUAAUGAAUUGUCUUGAAUAAAAAUAAGAAUAAAUUGUUGUUUGACACAAUGAUAUUUCUAUGAAUUACCUUUGUGAUACUUGUUAUUGGGUUAAAUUAGAAGAAAAGUCUGAAACACAUUGUAACCAGGGAUUCAUGAAUCAAGCACAUUAUUGCCAUGAACAGCCUACAGGUCUCUGCAGAUGUAGGAUUUCCUUUUUUUCUGUUCUGCAGCGUCAAUUCUUAAUUUAUAAAAACAACUUGCUGAAAUAUUCACAACUUGACAUCAUUAGUCUUGUUGAUUGCUUGUCAAACAUUUGGGGAUUUUUUUUUUUUUUGCCAAAAAAAGUAAAAGAAAGAAGUGUUAUUUGGUGUCUGGUAAAAGAUUUCUAAACGUGCAUGUUAAGUUCCCCCACAAAGAUUUGUAGGCACAUCUUGGGGUUUGUGAUUUAUCUUUAUUUGAAGGAGUUGUGUGUAACAAGCUGUGGAUGUUGUAAAAGAUCUGUUCCUUACUCUAUACACAUUAAAAGAGUAAUUUUAACACAAA
Messenger RNA from Morone saxatilis (striped sea-bass), 1357 nucleotides. RefSeq names its product peptidyl-prolyl cis-trans isomerase FKBP1A-like. The coding region runs from base 75 to 404 and encodes 109 amino acids. The transcript is spliced from 5 exons. NCBI's taxonomy places the organism in Eukaryota, Metazoa, Chordata, Actinopteri, Moronidae. Gene Ontology annotation, molecular function: peptidyl-prolyl cis-trans isomerase activity. The record is from RefSeq and is a predicted model, not a curated record.